UUCUAGAAAAAGAUCCUACUGUUUCCCAUCAACCUCGAUGUUUAUUUAAGUAUGAACACAAAGUGUUUGUUUUAUUGUAGCAUUGAGUUAAGGAUAAAUGUUAGUUGCUGAUUGGAAGUAGAAGAACAGUGGCCCAGGCACCCAGCAAUGUGGGAAUUCCAGAGGCCAUCUAUGAAAGAUCCAGUGGCCGAUUUAGCUUCGCAUUUUCCCUGUUAUUCUUUGUAUUUUCGUUCGUAGAUUUCAGAAAGCUUCCAUAACCUCAAACGGAGGCCACCCUCUGGACAGGUUUUUCCAGUUUCUUUAAUAAUAGUGAGAGACUGGGUUCCAUGGAACCAAAGGUCAUUAGUGGAAUCCAGUUCUCAAGCCUCCCCAGCAGUUACAUCCGUCCAGAAUCUCAGAGGCCGAAACUGUCUGAAGUUGUGGAAUGCGAUAAUGUUCCAAUUGUUGACUUGGGUUGUGGAGAUCGAAGCCUAAUAAUUAAACAAAUUGGAGAUGCCUGUCGAGAAUAUGGAUUCUUCCAGGUGACAAAUCAUGGAGUUUCAAAGGAGGUGGUGGAUAAAAUCCUGGGAGUGGCUCAUGAAUUCUUUAGAUUACCUGUGGAAGAGAAGAUGAAAUUGUACUCUGAUGACCCUUCCAAAACUAUGCGACUUUCCACGAGUUUUAAUGUGAAGAAGGAGACUGUUCAUAAUUGGAGGGACUAUCUCAGGCUUCAUUGUUAUCCGUUGGACAAAUAUGUGCCCGAGUGGCCUACUAAUCCCUCUUCUUUCAAGGAUAUUGUAAGUAGUUACUGCAUGGAAGUUCGACAACUUGGGUUCAGAUUGCAGGAAGCCAUAUCAGAGAGCCUAGGAUUGGAUAAAGACAGCCUCAAGAAUGUCUUAGGAGAGCAAGGGCAACACAUGGCUAUGAACUAUUAUCCUGCAUGCCCAGAACCAGAGCUGACGUAUGGAUUACCAGCACAUACAGAUCCCAAUGCCCUCACCAUUCUCCUUCAAGAUUUGCAAGUAGCUGGGCUUCAAGUUCUCAAGGACGGAAAAUGGAUGGCAAUAAAACCUCAGCCGGAUGCUUUUGUCAUUAACAUCGGUGAUCAACUCCAGGCACUGAGCAACGGGAAGUACAAAAGCGUUUGGCAUCGCGCUGUAGUAAAUGCAGAUAACGCAAGACUCUCAGUGGCUUCCUUCCUCUGCCCAUGCGACAGCGCAAACAUUAGUGCUCCAAAGGGACUCACAAGUGGAGAAGAUGGAGCCGUUUAUAGAGAUUUCACAUAUGCUGAGUAUUACAAUAAGUUCUGGAGCAGGAACUUGGACCAGGAGCACUGUUUGGAACUAUUCAAGAACUAGUAUUGUUCGUCACUUAGACCAUUAGAUUACGCAGAAUCUCUUUAUUGAUCUUCACCGAUGAUAAUCCUACCGUCAUUCUUUUUGAAUUUGUCAAGCUUUCCAACUGCAUUCGCUGUCGGGGAGAAAGCUGCAGCAGAUGUUUAGCAUAAAGCAGACGAAUGGCAGUUUUAGUAUCUCUAGUGUCUCAAAUUUUUAGCUGUACUCGGUAAUAAUCCUUGUGAUGCUGUUAUUCUGCUGGGAGGCAGAUGUUAAAUUAUAUAUGAACAAUAGUAUUACUGUAAUUGUAGGUUUAUGUUGUCCUUAA
Messenger RNA from Sesamum indicum (sesame), 1641 nucleotides. RefSeq names its product protein DOWNY MILDEW RESISTANCE 6. NCBI's taxonomy places the organism in Eukaryota, Viridiplantae, Streptophyta, Magnoliopsida, Lamiales, Pedaliaceae. The record is from RefSeq and is a predicted model, not a curated record.